Molecule: messenger RNA, 933 nt
Organism: Volvox carteri f. nagariensis
Lineage: Eukaryota; Viridiplantae; Chlorophyta; Chlorophyceae; Chlamydomonadales; Volvocaceae
Exons: 1
Coding region: 1-933 (310 amino acids)
Biological process (GO): protein import into mitochondrial matrix
Cellular component (GO): mitochondrial outer membrane; mitochondrial outer membrane translocase complex
Molecular function (GO): transmembrane protein transporter activity
Source: RefSeq, a predicted model, not a curated record
AUGCCAAACUUCUCGUUCGCAGCCUCGGCAGCAGCAGUUGCGAAGGAAAUUAAGGAGUCGGAGCUGCCAGACUACUUGAGCCUUCCGCAGCCGGUGCGAUAUGAGGACAUCCAGCGGGAAGGCAUUAUUUCGCUCAAGCCCGACACGUUUGAGGGGUUGCGCUUUGAGAUCAAUAAGCCCCUCAACCAACAGUUUUUUCUAUCGCACAGCUUGUUCAUGGGCAAUACAGAGCUCCAGACCGGCGGCCGUCAGAUCCUUAAGACGCCUGUUGGCACCUACGAGUUUGGCGCCACGGUAGUCAAUGAGGCUCAAACCUUCCUCAUGCUGGGCCGCAUCGGCACCGACGGACGUCUGUCGGGUCGCAUUAAGUACGACGUCACCAGCUGGCUCGGACUCAAAGUGCACUGUCAGCUAGCCAACGCCGCGAACCAGUCGCAGGUCAUGGUCGACACAGACUUGAAGGGCGGUGACUGGAACGCACAGCUGAAACUUGGCCCGGGGUUCAUUGGCACAAACUAUUUCCAGUCCCUCACGCCGAAGCUCUCCGCGGGCGGCGAGUUUUUCUGGCUGCCCUCCACACCUAAAUCCGGAGUGGGCCUGGCGCUGCGGCACCAGGGCGACAAGCACGUGGCCACAUGCCAGGUUGCCACCACAGGCAUCAUGAACAUGCAAUACACGCACAAGGUUUCGGAGAAGGUAACUCUUGCCACGGACUUCUUGUGGCACAUCGCCAGCCGCGACGUGACCGCCACCGUGGGGUAUGAUGUCAGCCUGCGGCAGUGCCGUCUUCGGGGCAAGGUCGACACCAACGGCGUCGUGACGACGCUUUUGGAGGAGCGCUUUAGCCCGGGUAUCAAUUUCGUGUUGUCGGCGGAGAUGGAUCACUGGCACAGCAAUUACAAGUUCGGGUUCGGCAUUGUGGCUGGGGAGUAA